Molecule: messenger RNA, 291 nt
Organism: Saprolegnia parasitica CBS 223.65
Lineage: Eukaryota; Oomycota; Saprolegniomycetes; Saprolegniales; Saprolegniaceae
Exons: 2
Coding region: 1-291 (96 amino acids)
Source: RefSeq, a predicted model, not a curated record
AUGCGCAAUUCAUUGCCGCAGUCGUCGACGGCCAACGACGACGACGAGCCCGAGGCCGUCGUCACCGCCGACCGUGCCGACUACCAUAUUGUCUGCUGCGGCCCCUUGUGGUUGGGGACCUACAUGACAUCCGGCGCUCGAGCUGCGCUCUGGGUCUGCUUUUUCGCGUGGACCGCCGGCGUCGUCUACCUGGCCGUGACCAUCGCGAUCGCCAACUGGGCGAUGUGCUUGAAAGUCAAGGUGGUCAUCAAGGUCGCUGCCGACGAAGAUGCGUUCGCUCAAGUGCCAUAA